AUGCAUCUUGUCCUCCGCACAGCCGCCUCCCAAUCAGCGCGUAUCUGGCUCGAUGCAGAACAGCAAGACUUACAACCCACUAUCGAAUCAUGGACUAUCGAUCUCAUGCGCACCUAUAAUACCGGAUCCCAAGCAUUACUCUACACAACCAUGCAGGCGUAUUUAAAAUCCACCCCAUCGAAUAUCCUGAGAUGUUUACAGCUCGCCCAGAAAGAGAAUUGGGUACUGGGCAUAAAAUUAGUCAGGGGUGCGUAUAUCGCUACCGAGAAGCGGGAGUUGAUAUGGGGAAGUAUUGAAGAAACGCACGAGGCGUAUAAUGGGAUUGCUGCUGGUUUGUUAAGUUUAUCGUAUCCUGGGAUGGAUGUCGAGAAGAAUACCGCAAUUGGAGAAAAGACAGAGGGAAUGGGAAAAGAAAACGCAUAUCCGCGCGCAGAAUUAUUCCUCGCCACGCACAAUGAAGAGAGUAUUAGAAAAGCCUAUACACUCCAGAGCUCACGAAUCCUAUCUGGAAAAUCCACAAUCGAAUUGGCGUUUGGACAACUACAAGGAAUGGCUGAUGAGAUUAGUUGCAGCUUACUACAACUCCGUCGAAAAGAAUCCCAGGACUCGAACAGUGCAUCACUAGCUUCCAAAACUCUUGUGGAUUCAGAGGAGAAAAUGAGACUAGCACACGCAUUAAAACCAAAAGCGUACAAAUGUAUGGUAUGGGGAUCUACGCAGCAGUGUCUACAAUUUCUCUUGAGAAGGGUAAAAGAAAAUGGAGAUGCGCUUGGAAGGACGGGGCAUUGGGUUGAAGGGUUUAAGAGGGAGAUCUGGAGGAGGAUGAGAAGUUCUUCUGGGAUGAAGGGUAAGAGAGUUUUGGAGAGUGCUAAUGGAAGUAUGGCUGGAAAGAGGGCUUUAUAG
Messenger RNA from Botrytis fragariae, 903 nucleotides. Its product is annotated as putative proline oxidase protein. The record is from RefSeq and is a predicted model, not a curated record. The transcript has a single exon. Bases 1 to 903 code for a protein of 300 amino acids. Lineage: Eukaryota; Fungi; Ascomycota; Leotiomycetes; Helotiales; Sclerotiniaceae. Gene Ontology annotation, cellular component: mitochondrion. Gene Ontology annotation, molecular function: proline dehydrogenase activity; FAD binding.